GUUGGUGUUGGAGACAGAGAUGCACUAAAAUCUCUCCCUUAAUCUCUGUCAGGCAGGAACUUGGACGAUCCCCAUGGAAAUGGUUGCUCUAGAAAACCAAACUAUCACUGAAUUUGUCCUCCUUGGUUUCCAUGAUGUAGCUGAGCUGCGUCUCGUUUUCUUUGUUGUGCUCACCAUUGUCUACGUGUCCAUUGUCAUGGGGAAUGUGCUGAUCGUCGUGGCGGUGGUUAGCUCACGGAGGCUCCACACACCCAUGUAUUUCUUCCUGGCUAACCUGUCCUUCCUGGAGAUCCUCUACACCUCCACAGUGGUGCCCAAAAUGCUAGAGGGCUUCUUGCAGGAAGCGGCCAUCUCUGUGGCUGGUUGCUUGCUGCAGUUCUUUAUCUUCGGUUCUCUAGCCACGGCUGAGUGCUUCAUGCUGGCUGUCAUGGCCUAUGAUCGCUACCUGGCAAUCUGCUAUCCACUCCGCUACCCACUCCUGAUGGGACCCAGGGGGUGCUUGGGGCUGGUGGUCAUAGCUUGGCUCUCUGGCUUCAUAGUAGAUGGACUGGUUGUGGCCUUAAUGGGCCAGCUGAGGUUCUGUGGCCCCAACCACAUUGACCACUUUUACUGUGACUUCAUGCCCUUGAUGGGCCUGGCCUGCUCAGAUCCCAGUGUGGCCCAGAUGACAACAUUCAUUCUGUCUGUGGUCUGCCUCACUGUCCCCUUUGGGCUGAUUCUGACAUCCUAUGCCCGGAUCGUGGUAACUGUGCUCAAAGUCCCUGCUGGGGCCCAGAGGCGAAAGGUUUUCUCCACCUGCUCCUCCCACCUUGUGGUGGUGUCCACCUUCUAUGGAACUCUCAUGGUCUUGUACAUUGCACCCUCUGCUGUCCGCUCCCAACUUGUCUCCAAGGUCUUCGCCCUGCUCUACACUGUGGUCACCCCUCUUCUCAAUCCUGUGAUCUACACCCUGAGGAACAAGGAGGUUCAUCAUGCAUUGCGGAGACUUCUGUACGUUAAGCUCACCAAAACACUCAGCUGA
This is a messenger RNA of Neofelis nebulosa (Clouded leopard), 1021 nucleotides long. RefSeq names its product olfactory receptor 11A1. The record is from RefSeq and is a predicted model, not a curated record. Lineage: Eukaryota; Metazoa; Chordata; Mammalia; Carnivora; Felidae. The transcript has a single exon. Gene Ontology annotation, molecular function: G protein-coupled receptor activity; olfactory receptor activity. Bases 74 to 1021 code for a protein of 315 amino acids. Gene Ontology annotation, biological process: G protein-coupled receptor signaling pathway. Gene Ontology annotation, cellular component: membrane.